Molecule: messenger RNA, 958 nt
Organism: Pseudogymnoascus destructans
Lineage: Eukaryota; Fungi; Ascomycota; Leotiomycetes; Thelebolales; Thelebolaceae
Exons: 2
Coding region: 137-958 (273 amino acids)
Biological process (GO): ubiquitin-dependent protein catabolic process
Molecular function (GO): ubiquitin protein ligase activity
Source: RefSeq, a predicted model, not a curated record
GGCGUCUUUUUCUUCGUUUUAUGUGUCGCACAUCUUGCUGUCGCACGCACAACUUGCUGUCGCCACCUACGAGCGAAGCGAGUGGGUGGAACACCGAGUAGGCCAGGAGAUCCUUGCGGAGCUGGCUGCCGCCGACAUGGACGAUAUACGCGAUGAUCCCGUGGAGGAGGAUAGCGACGCCGAAGAUGACGACAAUUCCGGAGGCGGCUCCUCUAGACCCCCGGUCCUCCCCCCUCUCUCUGAUCCCGACGAUGCUAUGGAGUUCGAGCCCUAUGAAGGAGGGCCUGACGAGUCCAAAGGCUGGGUCGCGCGCCUCCGGCGGGAAGACGCAACAGUAGCGCGCGCACAGUGGUUCGCUCGGCUCGCCUGGCGCCACGCUACGGCACGCGCGCGGGGAAGAAUCCAGGCGUUGUACUACGUCCCCGAUAAUGCGAGUGACGAGACGGGUCUGCUGGAGCGCCCAGAUCCGGUACCGGUGGGAGACACGUGUGCCGUCUGUAUGAUGGACUUGGGCGCGGAAGGCAGCGACGGCGAGGAUGUCCGUCGCCUACCAUGCGGUCAUCUGUUCCAUUAUGAGUGUAUUUUGAGGUGGUUGUAUAAUGGCAAUUGCCCGGUUUGCAGGCAUAGCAAGGAGGUCCACGACAAGGAUGUCCACAGCAAGGAGGUCCACAGCAAGGAUGUCCACGGCAAGGAGGUCAACAGCAAGGAGGUCAACAGCAAGGAGGUCAACAGCAAGGAGGUCAACAGCAAGGAGGUCAACAGCAAGGAGGUCAACAGCAAGGAGGUCAACAGCAAGGAGGCGAACAGCAAGAGGGUGGGCCACCGAUUAGAACAACGAGGAACAGGCCGAAGUCGACUUAUUCGUAUGAUUUGCGGAACACUGGCCAAGGAGGUGGUAUCAAGGGAGGUGGCAGCCCGGCGUGAGGUGGCCAAAAAGUUAGCCCGCUAUCCGUCCUGA